This is a messenger RNA of Calliphora vicina (urban bluebottle blowfly), 840 nucleotides long. RefSeq names its product myb-like protein M. Lineage: Eukaryota; Metazoa; Arthropoda; Insecta; Diptera; Calliphoridae. The coding region runs from base 1 to 840 and encodes 279 amino acids. The record is from RefSeq and is a predicted model, not a curated record. The transcript has a single exon.
AUGCAAAUACAACAAAUUGAAUGCCAACAAGAAGAAGAAGAAGAGCAACAGCAGCAACAGUUGCCAGAAGAACAGCAAUCAAAGAAAUUGUUGGCACAUAAAAAUUCAUUUAUUAAGCAUAAAUAUAAAAGUAAUAAUAGUAAUAUACUAAAAAUUAUUAUCACAAUUAGAAAUUAUAAUAAUAAUAACAAUAAUAAUAAUAUUCAUGAACAUGAUACUCUAAUACAACAACAACCACAAAAACAACAACAGCAACAUGAAGAAAACUCACAAAAAACUAUUGAUGUAAAACCAAAGAAUAAUAAAAACAACUCCUUCAGCACACCAUUAAAUACCAUACAUGAACAUCCAUUUAGAAGCAUAGAAAAGACAUCUUUAUCACUCUCAUCUUCUAUUCCUCCUCUAACAUUUAACACUAACAUUAACAACAACAAUCAACAUUUUUUAUCGUCAUUGUCGUCGUCGUCGUUAUCAUUCCUUAAGCCUUGUCCCAACACCAAGACAUUAUUACCAUUUUCAUCAACAUCAUCAGCUACAACAACAACAUUAUUGUCGUCAUUCUCAUCCAACAUCAACAACAUCAUGGUUAAACGUGAAAAAUUUACAAAUUUGGAAAGCAUUUUAAUACAAUUUUUUAUGGAUUUUUUCCUAAUUUACUAUAAUUAUUUGUAUCAAAAUUUACACAGACAUCGUAAAUCAUUUCGCAGGAAAUCUUCAUCAUCAUUACCAUUAACAUCAUCUACAACAACAGCAUCUCCAUCAACUACAUUCUUAAACAACAAGGACGUUAUGCCAAUAUUGCAUUCGAAUAAUUGUAAUGCUCCCCUUAACAUGUUAUAA